Prunus armeniaca (apricot) is the source of this 594-nucleotide messenger RNA. NCBI's taxonomy places the organism in Eukaryota, Viridiplantae, Streptophyta, Magnoliopsida, Rosales, Rosaceae. The record is from the annotation of a GenBank genome assembly.
AUGGCUACCUUUGCAGGCACCACACAAAAGUGCACGGCUUGCGAAAAGACGGUGUACUUGGUCGAUAGGUUGGCCGCCGAUUCCAGAGUUUACCACAAGGCUUGCUUCCGAUGCCACCAUUGCACGGGUACCCUCAAGCUGAGCAACUACUGUUCAUUUGAGGGGGUCCUAUACUGCAGACCUCACUAUGAUCAACUCUUCAAGCGAACUGGCAGCCUGGACAAGAGUUUUGAAGGGACACCGAAAAUUUUGAAGCCGGAGAAACCUUCUAGUGAUAAAGAGAAUGGCAACUCAGUCUCAAACUUGUUUGCUGGUACCAGAGAAAAAUGUGUGGGCUGUCAGAAGACCGUUUAUCCAAUUGAGAAGGUUUCGGUCAAUGGGACCCCAUACCACAAGAGCUGCUUCAAAUGCACACAUGGAGGUUGCACCAUAAGCCCAUCUAAUUAUAUUGCACAUGAAGGCAAGCUUUACUGCAAACACCACCACAUCCAACUCUUCAAGGAAAAAGGAAAUUACAGCCAGCUUGAGAAUGAAGGCGAAAAGCAUUCCAUGACUGAGCAAGUCACUGCUAUGGAGAUUGCUGCUGAAUCAUAA